Molecule: messenger RNA, 1228 nt
Organism: Funneliformis geosporum
Lineage: Eukaryota; Fungi; Glomeromycota; Glomeromycetes; Glomerales; Glomeraceae
Source: the annotation of a GenBank genome assembly
GGAAGUGGAAAAUAAAUUGGUUAUCAGAAUUGAUCAAGAAGAUCGAGCCCCAAAGUUUUCCAUUGCAGAUGAUAUUUCUGAAGUAUAUAGUUUACCCAGGAUUCAUGAAUGCAUUAAUGGUCAAAAACCUUUAAAAGCUGUGAUUGAUAUAGAUAUCUCACAGGAAGAUAUGAAAACAUCUGGAGUUAAGGCACAAGAAGUAUUCAUUCGAAUCUGCUUUUCUUUCAUAAGAGUUUUGUAUCGAAUUCUUGAUUGUAGCUGGAAGGAUAUUCUCAAUGGAUUAGUAAUUGCUACAUCAUCAGACUCUAGCAAGUGUAGCUAUCAUAUUUUAUAUGCACCGGCUCUUCUUAUUGAUCAUUGUGAACUCAAAACAUUCACAAAAUUAGUAUAUACUAUAACCGGUGAAAAAUUCGGCAAGUUUAUUGAUCAAAAAUUACCAGAUAAUGGUUGGAAUGAACUCAAUCACGCUAGAGUUCAACCACCUACUAGCUUGAGACUUGAAGUUAGACCUCAAAUGCUUACGACAGAAACAUAUAAGGAGAAAUAUAUAAGACCAUUACCCAAUGAAGGUGAUAUUUAUAUAGGGUCGCCUUGGGAAACUGGAAAAACAUAUAUUCUUGAACAUCUUACUUUAUCUGACGUUGUGAAUUUAUUAGCAUUAUCCACGUGUCACUCUUAUUCUAAUGCUGUUACUACAAGACUUAAUCUCACAUCAUAUUGUGAUAUUGAUGGAAAUAUAAAUCUAUCCGAUUACAAGAGGGCAAGACGUAUUAUUAUUAUGGAUAAUGACCUAACUGAUCUAAAUAUUGAAUGGAUUAAAGCCCUUCAUAAAGAUAAACCAUUUUCUAUUAUCCACAAUACUUAUCAACCUCAAAAAGGUAAGACAUUCUGCCUAGCUCCUAAUAUAGAAACUAAGGAUAUGCAAGGGAUUGUUCAUACUCUCAAUACCGAUUUUCCAGAAUUGAGGAUCAAGGAAUAUUACAGUAAAUCUGAUCCAGUAGAAAAGGCUCAUAACUUCAGUAAUGUAGAAGAAUCAUGGAGUGGUGUAAACCUUGUUGCAUAUACUAGUACUCUAAAAAUAGGAGUAUCAUAUACUAAUCCAAAAAAAGGAUUAUUUCAAUGGUUACUGAAGGCUAAAUGCAAAUGUCUUCCCUGUGAACUUCAGAAUAGAGAGAUUUUUCCAGAUAUAGAUUCUAUUAUCCAGAAUAAAGAUAUGCCUACUAUUUGA